UUGCACACUCGCCUAAUGUUCUGUAUACAACAGUGUACAGUUGCACAGUACUUAGCAUCUUUAGUGAACACCAAUAGCAGUCAAUUCCUAAUUGACACUAUCAACGUCUCUCCUACCCUCGCAUGUUUCUCUUCACAGGAUCACCCAACAGUGAAGGCUAAAGCGCACCUCACUCAGGCUGGGGACGCGGAGGCUCUGAGGAAAGCAAUGAAAGGACUGGGCACAGAUGAAGAUACCAUUGUUGAUGUCCUCACCUCUUGCAACAGUGAUCAGCGGCAGCUUCUCUACCAGCAGUACAACAGAGCCUACGACAGGGACCUAACAAAGGAUUUGAAGAAGGAACUAAGUGGUAACUUGGAAGAUAUCAUCAUGGCUCUAAUGACUUCUCAUAAAGACUACCUGGCCCAGGAACUGCAUCAUGCAUGCAAGAAAAAGAAUGGAAGAGUCAUCGUGGAGAUCCUUUGUACUGCGGAUAACUCUCUCAUUAAGUCAAUAAAGUCCUCGUACGAGCGGUUGUUCGACACCAGCCUGGAAGAGUCUCUGACAAAAGCCACUUCAGACGUAUUUGAAGAAGUGAUGCUGAAAGUGGUGGAGGCGAAGAGAAGCGCUCUCAUUAACGAACAGCUUGCUCACAGCAUCGCCAAAGAUCUGUACAAUGAUGGUAAGGAUCUUGACGAAGCUGAGGUAGUGAAGGCUCUAAGCUCUUAUUCGUACGAGGAGCUACGUAGCGCCUUCGUAGAGUACUACAAGCUGGCUGGCAGGACCCUGGGAGAGACUUUUGACAGCCAGUACACUGGCAGCACCAGGACAAACAUGAGAGCCUUGUUCGACUGCCUGGAAAAUAGAGCAGAGUUUUUCGCACAGUCUUUCCACAAAGCCUUGGCAGGCCCAGGCACAAAAGACGAAGAUCUUAUCCGUCUCAUAGUGUCUCGCUGUGAGGUGGAUCUGGGCAAUAUAAAAGAAGAGUACCAUAAAGUGUAUAGUAAGAGUCUGGCGGAAGAUGUCAAGGCUGAUACUUCAGGGGCGUACAGGAAAGCUGCCCUCGCUCUACUUGACUAGCCAGUAAUGUAUCCACAGAUGGCAGUACACUUCCUGUGGCUAACACGCUUGCAAGUGUUAGCGUCCUCAUUUAUAACUUGGCAUUAACUUCAAAGCUGUUAUGUAUCCUCUUGUGUAACAAUAAAAAUAUGAAGGCACGUUAA
Molecule: messenger RNA, 1202 nt
Organism: Cherax quadricarinatus
Lineage: Eukaryota; Metazoa; Arthropoda; Malacostraca; Decapoda; Parastacidae
Product: annexin A13
Cellular component (GO): cytoplasm
Molecular function (GO): calcium-dependent phospholipid binding; calcium ion binding
Source: RefSeq, a predicted model, not a curated record